Molecule: messenger RNA, 2020 nt
Organism: Patiria miniata (bat star)
Lineage: Eukaryota; Metazoa; Echinodermata; Asteroidea; Valvatida; Asterinidae
Product: E3 ubiquitin-protein ligase TRIM56-like
Exons: 2
Coding region: 1-1905 (634 amino acids)
Biological process (GO): positive regulation of DNA-templated transcription
Cellular component (GO): nucleoplasm; chromatin
Molecular function (GO): zinc ion binding; ubiquitin-protein transferase activity
Source: RefSeq, a predicted model, not a curated record
AUGGCUACUGCGAAAUUGGUAGGCUCUGCUUUUGAGAAGAUCGGCGUUCAUCUUGAGUGCAACAUUUGCACAGAUAAAUAUAAAAAGCCGAAAGUACUUGACUGCUUACACAGUUUCUGCGAAGAAUGCCUGGUAAAAUAUCGUGAUGGCACACACCGAAACAAACCCAACAUCCCUUGCCCUGUGUGUCGUCAGGUGACGGUACUUCCCCAGUCUGGCAUACAGGGCCUCAAGACCAACUUCCAUUUGGUUGGUCUGAUUGAGGAAUUUGAAUUACAGGAAAAGGUAGCAUGUUCAGCUGAAGCAAAGUUAUUCUGUCAGGUAUGUGACAAGGGAAAUGAAGCUAAAGAUCACUGCAUGGAUUGUGAAAAGAAUAUCUGCAAGGAUUGCUGUAAGUCACACCAGCAAUUUCCCACAUUAAAGACCCACAAAAUAGCAAGUUUUGAUGACAUUCGUCAGGGGAAGGUGAAUGUGACUAAACAACCAGACGUGUACAAAUGCCCCAAACACAAGGAGGGCGUGAAAUUCUAUUGCAAGACAUGCAAUAAGCUGAUCUGCCAAGGCUGCACGGUUAUAGAUCAUCCCACCGCCACACAUGACGUCACUGACACUGGAACGGCUUCAAGAGAAUAUAGACAGUCAUUGAAGAAGGACUUGCCUGCUUUGGAUAGAGGUAUACAAAGCAUUGAAUUGUCUCUGCAGGACACUAUUAAAGCAAAGAAGAUGGCCAAGGAUAACACGGCAAAGGCUCGAAAGGGGGUGCAGGGCAGAGCUGCUGAGGUCAUAGCACAGGUCAAAGCUGAAGAGAAACGACUCCUGGAUGAGAUCACAACCCAGGAAAGAAAGCAAAAUGAGCGGCUGGAUGAGCACGAGAAAACACUGAGUAACAUGAUGCAGAUAAAAAAACAUUCCCUACAAACAACCCAAGACGUCGCGAGUAACGCAUCAGACUGUGAUCUACUUUCCCUCUAUCCCGUUGUCAGCAAAUACGUGGCCAGGCUCGGAGCCCAACCAUGUCCAAAGGCUGCGGGGUUGAAAUCGCAUCCCGUCUUUGUGCAGAAUAAGAAGCUUAACAUCGAUCUGGGCAAGGUGAUGGUGGAAGACACAUGGGAGAUGUGCCACUCCUUUGGAAAGAAGGGGAGCGGUAAGGGGGAGUUUGAAGGAGCCAGAGGCAUUGCUGCUGCUGCUGACCCUGACGAGAUUGCUGUCACAGACGGGAGCAACAAGCGAAUAGUAAUCUGCAACAGCCGGGGACAAACCAGGAGCUCCAUUCCGAUCGCUGCAAAUGAUGUCGUUGUUGUAUCCAAUCAGUGGGUGUGUGCUAACCCCUACAAGGUGAUGGUUUACCAUAGGGACACCAAGCCAGCACGUGAUUUUGGCACACUACAGGAGAGUGAGGUUGGCAAGACAGACGUGCAGCUCACGAGCGUAGCUGUCAUGCCAAAUGGUAACAUCAUGGUAGGUGAUGGGAAGAGGAAGGUGUUGAAAGAGCUCGAUCCCAGGAAUGGUGAGAUCCUACACACCAUGACAGUGAAGACACAACCUGUCUACUUGGCUGUACUGAGCAAUGGUUGGAUUGUGAUCAGUGAUUGGGAGCAGGGACUAGUUGAGAUAGUGGAGGUGUCUGACGGCAACGCUGUUACAGUCUGCGUCAUCAAACCAACCAUUGACGGUAAACCAGUGAAAUACUGCGGGGGUGUGUGCAGCAACAGCUCAGGUAUCUACCUUGCAGUGGUCACGGAAAGCGUCAACACCGGUCACAUUCACCACUAUGAUUGCGCUGGACAGUUUGUCAGCUGUGUGGCGCAGGGUCUCUACACUCCCCUAGGAAUCGCAUUCACAGCCAAUGGGCAGCAGCUGGCAGUGGCUGACUACCACUCUGUCAAGAUAUAUCGCAAGGUGUGAUGUCAACGAUGUCAUCCGGCAUAAAACCGCCUCCCCGUAGCUGCGUUUCGAUCUGUUUUAUGCACACCGGUAUUUAGGCCUAUUCUUACUAGAGAAUGAAAACAAAUGUACCAAA